Messenger RNA from Malassezia globosa CBS 7966, 1770 nucleotides. RefSeq lists its product as uncharacterized. The transcript has a single exon. Gene Ontology annotation, molecular function: spermidine transmembrane transporter activity. The record is from RefSeq and is a predicted model, not a curated record. Gene Ontology annotation, biological process: transmembrane transport; spermidine transport. Lineage: Eukaryota; Fungi; Basidiomycota; Malasseziomycetes; Malasseziales; Malasseziaceae. Gene Ontology annotation, cellular component: plasma membrane. Bases 1 to 1770 code for a protein of 589 amino acids.
AUGACGCUUGUACCAGGCGCUGGUCUAUUUGGACUUGGCGCAUACGCGUUCUCGACAAUUGCGCCUCUCUGGGCGUUUGCCUUCUUUGGUCCAUUGAUCCGACAUUACUGUCCAGAUGGAUUCACCCUUGCGGAAUUUGUUCGCCGUCGCUUUGGCUGGGUCAUUGGCAUUUUCAGUGCAAUGGUGUUUAUUGGGUUCAUGUUUUGCUUCAUGAUUGUCGAAUUGAACACUUACAGCGUCAUUGUCCGCUCAAUCCAACCCGACAUUAGCAAAGUGAUUCCACCACUUAUCAUUGCGCUCACGACGACGAUCUACACGACAUAUGGUGGUUUCAAAGCGUCCCUGUGGACGGACAACUUUAAUGCGAUCGUUGUCAUUGUGUUCAUUAUCAUUGGUGCCGUCAUGUUUGGCAAGCGUCUCGACAUCGACAAAGAUUUAAUGCAUGAUAGUGGCAUGCUUGGAGCGCAUCGACUCGGUGGCGAGCUUUGGUACAUUCUAACAAUCUCGAUUAUUUUUUCGCAAAUGUUCAACCAGGGCUUCUGGCAGCGUGCGUUUGCUUCCAAAACGAAUACUGGUCUGUACCUGUCGGUGGCCAUGGCGACCAUACCGUUAUUUGCUAUCUGCUUCUUGGUGGGCAUGGCUGGACCCCUCGCUUACUGGUCGCAUGUCCAGCCGCCACUCAACACCAGCACUGAAGACACCUCCCUCUAUGAUGACGGCUCCAAUGCUUUGUUCAGAGCCUUGCUAUACAUGCCAAAGUGGGUACAUGGCCUGGUUCUCGUGUUGACGGGUGUGCUCUCCUCAAGUGCGUACGACACAUUUCAGUCGGCCAUGAUCAGUGUGAUCGAGAGUGAUUUGCUGUUAAGUCGUGUCAACAUCUGGUGGUGCAGAUUGAUCCUUAUCAUGUUCAAUGUACCCUGCGUCGCGCUAGCUGUUAUUGAUAUUGAUAUCCUGCAAGUGUUCCUGGUAGCUGACUUGGCUGGCUUGGCGGUGAUUCCGUCGGUGUUUUUGGGCUUGGCGCCCCGCCUUGAUGUGUUGAAUGGCUUUGAUCUCGUGGUCGGUGGUUGUGGCGGAUUCCUCACUGUGUUUGUGUUUGGUACGAUCUACUACAACGGCGAUGCAAUAGAGGGCGGGCAGUUGAUUGGAUUGCCGAACGGGUUGUAUGGCGAUCCUGAUGACUACAGCGUCAUUGGUGCCUUCCUUGCAGCCCCGCUCGGUGGCAUGGGAUUCACUCUUGCAUCCUGUGGUACGCGGAUCCUCUUAGGUUGGUUGUACGCCCGGAUCACAAAUACUCCUUUCACCAUGCUUCGGAAGCGUGACUUUCAUAUCCAGGACUACGUCAUUGAGUCGGAUCGCCCCGAGUCGUUCUUCGACAAGAUCAGGAAUCCUCAAGACGGACAUCGACUCGACGCGGACCCGCCAGAGCGCACUGCGAAUGAGAUCGAGUUCAAUUCUAAACUGCAUGCGGCUACGCCACACGUCAUCCGGCAUGUCUUGGGCCGCAUGGGAUUAUUUCCUGAACGCGCCAAUAACAGUCAGGGGCAAGUCGACGAGGCUCCUGCAGGCGGCCUUGAUGAAAAGAAUCUGGAGAAGGAAUCGCCCUUCGACUCGGAUGAGGAGGCAUCCCUAGAGCACAAGCAGGUACUAUCGAGAUCACCAGAGUCGCCAGGGCAAAUGCCGGCCUCGAAUGAGACAACGGGGUCGAACCCUUCACCCACACAGGAUGCGGCACAAAAGGUUGUGAUCAUGCCGCCACCAAACCGCUGGUAA